Protopolystoma xenopodis is the source of this 1347-nucleotide messenger RNA. Lineage: Eukaryota; Metazoa; Platyhelminthes; Monogenea; Polystomatidea; Polystomatidae. The record is from the annotation of a GenBank genome assembly.
AUGAUUUAUAAGUCACCAACCAACCUUCCAAUCACCCUGUCAGGAAGCCAACGCACCUCAAACGAUGGUUCCGUUUGCGCCAGACCCUUCACCGGCAGCACGCAGAGUUCGCUCGCCUCCAACGGGCCCGACCAGACCCGUGGGUCGCUUGCUUCGGUGUCCGGUGACCGAGGCGAUUUCGCGCAGUUUGGCGUCGGCUUACGCAGGUCGACCGAACAGAGCGGCCUACCUCGAGGGCAGCAGAACCAACCGCAGCCGGAGCCAGGGUCGUCAAGGCGACAGUCUCUGGCCCCCUUGGACACGGCAUCUGAGGCGUCAGGAUCCCAGUCGGGUAGACGCGGUCGUCGUCCAGGCGAAAUUUGCCUUGAUGACGAACAGGCGACCUUGGCAGCUGCUCGAGCCUGCGAUGAGAUGAUUAUGGCAGCGGCGAUGGGCAUUCGUUCGCCGAUCCAAAUAGGGCCUGGACGGGCAGGCUAUUUCGAUGAAGAGGAUGAAGAACAAGCGGAGCUGGACAAAGAGGAAUUGGAACAGCGUGAACGGGGUAAGCAUGAUUUGGGCUAUAUUGAAACUCAAAUGAUCAUUUUAUGUUCCCCAGGUUUUUUGGGUCGUGUUUUCCGACACCUCCAAGAACUUACCCCCUGCGCAAUUGUCGCCAUGUCGUCGGACCACUGUCUGGAUACACUCCUACGUUUAGCCCGUAUCCUAGUCUGUAUGGUCACUGAGUUACAACUGAUCAAAAUUACUCUUAAAUUCACCUCCUCACCAAUUUCCUGUUAUAUGAUUGCCUCACCUCUUCCCCCUUCUUUUCUGGUAUCUGCCUUAGCCCAUAGUCCUACAUCCCCAUUCUAUCUUAACCUUUGCGUGCCCUCGUCUGUACCACUGCAAACCACUUGCAUAACUAAAAAAAUGGAUACGAACUGGGACAUAUAUCAGGAGCGUCACUUGAUAAACCGUAUUUUGUUCGCCUGCAUUCGUGGUGACCUUCCUUUGGCUAAAUCUGCCCUACUUUCCCUUUCUCAAUUCUACACACAUACACACACACAUACAUACACACACAUAUGCACAUUCGCUCCACUUGCUUCGCACAUCCUUCUUUGGAACCAUUCGCGGAUCCCAGAAGAAGAACUGGCGGAGUUCGAGUUAUAUGCCGGGGCCUUGGACAGCUGUGAUGAAGUGGAUUUCGAGCGACAUUCGGGCUACCUGGGCCCCCUGGAGGAGGAGGGUGAGGAUGCUCUUCAGCAGCAGCAACAUUACCAGCAGGAGCACUAUCUGCAGCAGCUGAAGGACACCCUUCGCAGGCACCGGGGCUCAGGAUUCUCUAGAGAGGAGGAAGAUCAGUGGAAGUGA